AACAACAUCUCCUGCUCGUCGCCGCCAGGGCUCAGCUCGCUGCCUGGCCACUCCCGCCCAUCAUGCCUCAGAAGGUUAUCGAGACACCGUAUCCUCUCAUUGAUGCGGACCCGCACGCCUCCCGAGUGAUUCGUUACAUGCGCCCCUCGGACUACGGUGUAUGGGCCACCGCAACGGGUGCUUUCCCUGCUGCGUUGUACUUCUGGGAGGUGGCCGACCCCACAAAGUUCAAGCUUCGUACUCACCUCAAACUCGGCGGCUUGUUCGGGUUCAUCGGAGGGUUCUUGCUGGCUUACCAGAGGUCCAGCUUCCGGUUCUGGGGCUGGUCGGAGAACAAACGCGAGGAAGAGAGAGACUUCAAGGAGCUGAGUGCCCGUGCUCAGCAGGGUCUUCCCCUCUACGGCGAGUCACCCCAGCCCGAGUGGAUCCAAGCCUCUGCGUACAGGAACUCCGUUUUCUCCCAACUGAAGUUCGCUGUAUUCCCUAUGGUGAACCUUGUAAACCAUCCGCACCACGGUACAGAUCCCGCAAAGUACAAGCCGAAGGCGGAUGAAUCGUCGUAGACUCAGUACGCCUUGUAUCGCUUGCUAUUCCUUCGGCCAUACUGCACAAACCAUCGACCCUUGCGAAUGACUUCAGUCUGUGCACUAUAAGGACUUCGCUUUGUGCAGCUUCUGCCUACGUAUCACGAGCGUGCGCUGCACAGCCCGCACAUCCUCGCCGUCAGUCAACACAGUACUCCAGGCUGCAUUCUGCCUAGAGGUGAAUCAUUGGGGGAGAAGGAUUAUUGGAAUGCUCGAGAAUGCAGUGCAAGCGAAGUACUCAGCCGCUCCUACUGGAACGUCAGUUCCGGACGACUGCUGUUCAUGAGGCUGAAUUUGAUCAGGCCGUUUGUUUACAAUCAGUU
This is a messenger RNA of Fomitopsis serialis, 907 nucleotides long. RefSeq names its product NADH-ubiquinone oxidoreductase complex I, 21 kDa subunit-domain-containing protein. The transcript has 6 exons. The coding region runs from base 63 to 563 and encodes 166 amino acids. Lineage: Eukaryota; Fungi; Basidiomycota; Agaricomycetes; Polyporales; Fomitopsidaceae. The record is from RefSeq and is a predicted model, not a curated record.